Molecule: messenger RNA, 7291 nt
Organism: Bemisia tabaci
Lineage: Eukaryota; Metazoa; Arthropoda; Insecta; Hemiptera; Aleyrodidae
Gene: mon2
Product: Mon2 homolog, regulator of endosome-to-Golgi trafficking
Source: RefSeq, a predicted model, not a curated record
GUUUUUGACACGAGUGACAGUUCUAAAAUCAAAACAGUUGUUUAUUGACCAUAAUGACUUUUAUCAGUUAUCAGUUCCAGUUUGUGUAACUUACAGUACUUUCGCACAUUUUCUUUGUAAGGUCAUUUCUGAUAAACACCAAAAUUCUAUGGUAUCUUUUUCCUGGAGAACAAUAAGUUAUUGUUUACGAAAUUUGAUUUGAUAGCGCCUUACCGACGUCAUUAUAAUAUGGCCGACUAGUUCGUAUACGUGCUGCCAGGAAAAUUGCAUUGUUUCGAAUGACAGGUCAAAGAAUUCCCAUUUUUUAGCUUGUGAAGGAACUCCAUGGCCGAUAAUGGCUCUCAGCCGUAAAAGCGGUGGAGACGCCUCAAAAACUUUUCUGGAGAGUCUUCUGAAUGACCUCAAGAAUCUAUCAAUCGAAACCCGAAAGAAAUUUCCUCAAAUUAAGGAGGCUUGUGAAGAAGGCAUAAUCAAACUGCGAAAUGCAACAUCAACUCCUCAAACACCCAUCUACUACACGGUCAACCAAGUGCUUUAUCCGAUCAUCCAAGGCUGUGAGACUAAAGAUCAGCGCAUUGUCAAGAUGUGCUUAAGCACUAUUCAGAGGCUCAUUAUGCAUCAGGCGGUUGACCAAAAAGGCGCACGAUGCAUAACUGACACCUUAUGGACUCUUAUGGAAUCAGGAACCGAAGAGGUUAAAAUUCUUCAAAGUGUCACUUUACUUUUAACCACCAACUCAGUCGUGCAUAGCGAUGUCCUAGCCAAAAAUCUUGUUCUAUGUUUCCGACUUCAUUUCACGAAAGAUUCAACGACAAUCAACACAGCAGGUGCAACAGUUCGGCAGUUAGUCUUCUUGGUUUUUGAGAGAGUCGUUGCCGAGGACAAAGCAAGUGAAUCCAUAAGCGAUGAUGUCAGUCUCCCGGAAGUUAAUCUGGAAGCGCUGAAAGUUCCUAGUAACAUCCCGCCGAAAAGUCUCAGACCCUGUGCUGCAGAUGCCUAUCUAAUGUUUCAGGAUCUUAUUCUAUUAGUAAAUGCAGAUCAACCCUAUUGGCUUGUCGGAAUGACUGAAAUGACUCGAACGUUUGGACUUGAGUUGGUCGAAUCAGUUCUCUCUAAUUUCUCCUCAGUAUUUUUCAAGCAUCCAGAAUUUAGAUUUCUCCUCAAAGAACGUGUCUGUGCUCUGAUAAUAAAACUAUUCUCACCAAACAUCAAGUACCGGAAUUUUGCUCCAACCAGUAUGCAGCAGACCAAUCUCCUGGACAAACCCUAUUUUCCCAUCAGCGUUCGGCUUCUGCGAAUAGUCACUGUUCUUAUCCAGAAGUAUCACAAUCUACUAGUCACGGAAUGUGAAAUUUUUCUCUCUCUGAUAGUGAAAUUCCUAGACCCGGAUAAACCUGUCUGGCAGCGGUGUCUUGCUCUGGAGGCGAUCCACAAGUUAGUCAUCCAACCGGAGCUGCUGUCUUCGUUCUGCGAAUGUUACGAUCUCAAAUCCCACACAACGAAUAUUCUACAGGACAUCGUCAAUGCCCUUGGAGCUUAUGUUCAGUCCCUCUUCAUUAACCCUCAAACAAUAUCCAUCACCAGUAAUACUAAUAACAUACAAGGACAGCCACCAGCAAUGCUUGCAGGAAUGCCUGUGGGCCCUGGAGUCUCACCGCAACCAGGAUUUUUCUCCAAAAGCGUUUGGCUACCCAUCGUUGUCACGUUCCCAAGUGGUCAAGCAAAGUCCACCUACCUAGAAAUGAUGGAUAAAGUGGAGCCCCCAAGUAUUCCAGAUGGUUAUGGGAUUUCGGUGGCAUACGCUUGCCUUCUGGACAUCAUCCGAUCGAUUUCGCUAGCGAUUCACGGUCCGACGCCAGUCAGCGACGGAGAGCCUGUCAACAUUAAGUAUCAAUGUUCGGAGAAAGAGCGGGCUCUUCACUACCAGCUCCUGGAAUCCAGUUGGGGUGGCAUUCUUGCAGCUCUGGCUCCAUUGGUCGAUGCCAGCACUGACGAAGCAGCAACGGAAAAUAUACUGAAAGCCAUUCAAACGUUUGUCAGUUUGUGCGGUCUUUUAAACCUUCUCAUUCCUAGAGAUGCUUUCAUCACCGCAAUUUGCAAAGCCUCCUUACCUCCCCACUACUCUCUUAGCGUUUUAAAUUCAGUUCCUGUUGGUUCAACCGGAUCUCUUCAUGGGCUGUAUCAAGAUAGCAAUUCACAAUUCAACUCAUCCAUGUACGGCAAUGAGCUAGAAUACAAACAGCAAGUUGUCGUUGUCGGCACACCCUUACCAACUUCAUCUUUGCCCGCAGGUGCGCAUCAAGGUCCAGUAAUGCUGACGGCGAAAAAUCUUCAAUGCAUGCGCGCGCUUUUGACGUUGGCGCAUUGUCACGGGAGCGUUCUUGGCUCCGCUUGGCAUCUUGUUCUCAUCACUCUCCAGCACCUAGCAUGGAUUUUGGGCCUGAAGCCAUCGACAGGCGGAAGCUUGAAAAUUGGACGCACAUUCACGGACGCAAAUACUGUGAUAACAACUGCUGUGAUGGCAGAUCUCCCGAUCCUGAAUAAUAUGCUUAGCCAGCUGUUUCAGAGCAGCUCGUGUCUUGACGAAGUCUCUCUACACCACCUCAUCGAUGCUCUCUGUAAACUCUCUCAUGAAGCAAUGGAAUUGGCAUAUUCAAACAGAGAACCUUCUCUCUUUGCAGUCGCCAAACUUUUGGAAACUGGGCUAGUUAAUUUGUCUCGUGUUGAAGUAUUCUGGCGACCGUUGACGAACCAUCUCCUGGAGGUGUGUCAACAUCCGCACAUCAGGAUGCGCGAGUGGGGAGUUGAGGCUGUCACGUAUCUGGUGAAGGGUGCGUUGCCUUAUAAAUACCAGCCACCUUUGAAAGAUAAUCAAAAGCUCCAAACGUUACUGUUAAGUCCGUUGGCUGAGCUCUCAUCCAUAGCCCAUGCUGAUGUACGGCAACGGCAGCUGGAGUGUGUUCUGCAAGUAUUGCACAGUUCUGGGGAAACUCUGUCUCAUGGAUGGCCUCUCGUUCUUAGUAUUAUCGGUGCUGUUUCUAGUCAACAAGGGGAAAACCUUGUGCGAACAGCUUUUCAGUGCCUGCAGCUGGUUGUGACUGACUUCUUACCGUUGAUGCCUUGGCGUUGUCUACCACUCUGUCUAGAGACUACCUCCAUUUUCGGAUCUCAAACUCAAGAAUUAAAUAUUUCUUUAACUGCCAUAGGUCUCAUGUGGAAUAUUUCUGACUACUUUUUCCAAAAUCAAGAGAAGUUAAGUCAGUCGCUGUCGAACGACCCACCUGUGUUUCCUGAUUUUCCUGGUUGUCAAGAUAUGCCUCCGUUCGAUAAAUUGUGGAUGUGCCUAUUCACUCGCCUCGGUAAACUUUGUGUUGAUCCACGCCCUGCCGUACGGAAAUCAGCCGGACAAACCUUAUUUUCCACAAUUUACGCCCACGGUGCUUUACUGAACCAUGCAACAUGGCACUCGGUGUUGUGGCAGGUUUUGUUUCCUCUGCUUGACCAAGUGCGAAAUCUAUCAAAUUCUGCCAGCAGUGAAAAAGUGGACACAGGUGGAAAUAUCCUCAUCCAUCACAGCAGGAAUACGGCGCAAAAGCAGUGGGCGGAAACUCAAGUACUAACUUUAUCCGGUGUGGCCAAAGUGUUCAACACGAAAAUGAACGUUCUAGAAUCAUUAGGCGGCUUUUCCCGAGCAUGGUCUCUCUUAUUAGAAUUUGUCGAAAACGCUGCUGUUAGCAAAAACAAUGAGGUUUCUCUUGCUGCGCUGAGGUCUCUCCAGGAAAUUCUCUACCUGAAUAACUCAGAUGUAACUGACGAGAAAUGUGAAUCAAAUAAUCUAAUGUGGGAUGUUGCAUGGACAAUUUGGCUGUCAAUAGCUGUGCAAACACUAUCGGACCCUGAGUAUCUGCCAACUCAACAGUUUCUCGCAGCGUUAAUACAGAUUUUCCCCGGGAUUUUCCAGCAGAUCCAUUCUAGGUUUUCGAGUUCCGAUUUAGAGAAGCUCUGUGAUAUUUUAGAAAAAGCAGUGACAACCCAUACUUUCAACGAUGUCUCGCCAUUCUCGAUACCACCGUCAGAGACAGCCCUUUCACAGUUGCAAGAGGGCGUUCUCAACGUUAUGCAACUCUUACAAAAAGAGGUUCUCAGUAGUCCAAGUAACAUGGAGAAAAUGAUAUGUCCAGUAUUCAAGCAAUUACUAUCCCUCACGAAGUACGUUUUUCAACCGAUCAAGGCUGAAAAACAGGAAGGAAAACCUCUCAAUCAAAGUGAUCCUGCCUCCAUAAGCUGCGCAACUUUUGGUGAGAAAGCCAUUGCAAUGGUCGUCAACUUAUAUGAACAGACAGCGCACGAAAAACCUGUAAUCAACGGACAAAUUCUUAUGAUGAUUAUUCAGGUUUUCCACGCACCCUUACAGAGGAGGUACGACCGGUCCUACAUCUGUGUAUGGAAGCUCGCAGUGUCAAGUUUGUUACAAGUACUGGCAACAGGAAUACCACUCGCGCGAAAGCAUUAUUCAGAAUUUGAGUCCAUGUGGUCGGAACUGGCAACUGCACUUAACAUUUUGCUUUUCCCUGAAAGCGGCCACCCCUCAGAGUUGACGUCGGACGAAAUCAUCGAGGAUGAGGCAGUCGAUUGCCAGAUUAUAGAUUUACUCAAAGACGAGGUCUUGUCGCAUUCUGUCAGCAUACCAAGGGAAUUCAUUCUUAAAGUUGUGAUAAUUUUAAACAAAGGUUCUAUUUUGUCUGCGCAGCCUAUACCGUCCUUGUCAGGCUCAGGCGCAGAGUCGAAUUUACGGGAAGAAUUCGCCAAGAUGUGCUUCGAAACUCUUCUCCAGUUCUCGCUUCUCGACGGACUGAACGGAGAAGGUCUUGAAGGACUGAAAGGACUCCAGGAUGAAAACGGUCUUGCAGGAAGAUUGGCUGUCACUGCUCUUCUUUUCAGAUUCCAAGAAGUUUUGAAACAAUACGUUCAAGAUGAGAGCCGUAGCGGGAAAUGCCCACUCUCCAGAUACAGGUUGUCAGAAAUAUCGUUUGUCCUCAAGGCCAUAACUACUCUAAUAGUAUCCUUGAAGAAAACUCCUGAAAAAGUCAAUCGCUCUGUAUGGGACCAACUUAUCAGUCUGUAUCCUUUCCUGGUUGACUGCAUGGGAACCAGUUCAGCCCAAGUGUCCGACUCGCUGCGCAACGCUCUUCUACAGUACCAUGAUUUACUCCAGCCACCACUCAGCUCACUAUCCAACGGUAAAUAAGUGCAUUGAAGCUCUUCAAAAAGUAAUACCUGCAUUUAUCCUCACCUUGAAAGAUAUCUAUACACCCUUUGAUAUCAGUUGUUGGUGUAAACCUGCUCAACUCGAUUUCAAACUGUCUUUCUCUAAGAUGUUCUCUCCUACUACGCGUUUGCCCUUUGCCCCUUGAAAUUUUAUGGUGCUCAAAGGACUCUCAGAUGAGCUAAAUCUCCUGUUGGUGGACGAAUAAGGUCUAUCUAGAGUUGCUUUUCUGAUAGUAAUUGCUUCAAGGUUGAGCGUCCAUCAAAAAGGGACUUUAAAAAUCGGAGGCAACUUUCGUUCGAUCACAAAAUCAAAAUGUGAGUUUUGGGCGGAAAUCUGUAGUAUCCUGGAGGGGAAGUUGCUAGCGCUUUAGGUCAGUAUUGUUGUAAUUGUAAAUUACAUUCUGAUCAGACAGUUUUAAGCCCUCAACUUGGCAAAUGAAAGUAGUUUUUUCUAAGAAUCAUGUUUUUAUAGCUCCGAACUUCAAACUAUUAUAACUUUAACUUAAUGCCAGGUUUAUUUAUUUCUUUAUUUUUUUCUGUUCAAAUUAUUGUAAAACGCCCCCCUGAACAGUGCUACCAAUUUUUCAGUUUUGAGUUAAUCAGCAACAAGGCUCCUUUUUCAGUGCACAGUUGAAAUUAUUAUCAUCACAAAUGGACGUAUUUCUUGCUGAUUCAGUAUCGGGAUCAUUUUAGCUCUCUUUAUGAAGAGGGGAAAAAACAUCUCGUGAAAGUUGCCAAAUUGAUUUAAAAAAUCUGAGUGCAAAUUUAGGUUUAGAACCCAUCGUAGAUAUAUUUUUUUGUAAAUUAAGAACUUACAGGUCCAUCGAGACUGGAAAAUGUUGGUCUCGACAAUUUCUCUUGUUUACUUUUGGGAGAUUCUACCUUUGAAAAAAUGCGUUAAAAGUAUGAAUCGAAGCACCCUGUUAUAUACCUAAUCCUUUCAGAAUGAUACAAUGAAAGCAAUACUUUAUAAUGGGAUGUUUGGGAAAUAAAUCCUAAGUAAGUUAUGAACAUGGACACUUAAUGGAAAUGGAACAUAGAUCAUUCAAAUGGGGCCAUUUAUAUCGCUUAGCAUUUAACGAAUGCUAAUUGAAGUGCAUCUUGUGAUAGGGAACCAAUAUUUUCGGCUUAUUUUGGAAACAUCAUACGUUUCCUUAGCUUCCCGAUGCAGAUAGUUGCUUUUUUGGGUGAGCGAGAAAUAGUGGUUCCACUCUUACAAAUAUUUAUCUUCUUUCGGAGUGAAUUUCCAAAGUCUCCGUCGUGUGAAUCUUUUUCUGCUUAAAAUUUUGAAGAGACUUCAUUUAAUGAAUUGCUAUAAUUUGUACCUUGUCAAGUGCCUCUAACUGGAAAAGAAACGAGAGUAAAAUUUUGGAAUUGAGAUCCCCGUUUUUCUAUUUCCAUCAUUGAUCCAUUCCCUGCAACUGAAUUAUCAUGAAUGAGGAGUUUUUCCCUUUUCCCCAUAAAUAAUUUUUUAAGAUUAAAUUAUGUUUAAUUUUUUUAGACUUACUUACAUGAUCCUCAAGUCGUAGUUCUGACAUUUUUCAUUUUUUAAUAGGCACCUGUGCAUGAAACGGCAAUUUUGUAUUUUAUCGUGUACAAAGCUUGAAUUUCUUUGCUCUCAAGUCUGAUUUGUUCUAAACUGUAAACUAAAUCAUGUGAUAUUCUUACAAAGUGUUUUUAUAUGUACAUAUAUGUAUAUUUAUAUUCUAGGGAAGUUGGCAGAUCUUUGCCUCCCCAGAAAAUCUUUAGUUAACAACUCUGCAAUUUCAACGUUUUUUAAUGCCUCAAGGGUUCAGCGUCUUUAAAUCUGAUCUUUUGUAUCAAUGUUUUUUAUUUAUUUUAUUUUUAUUUCAAAUCAGUUCAAAUCCAUCAAUACUUAGAUGCUAGCUAAGAACGAUAUUGAAAAACACAGGCACCUCAGAUGAAAUUCUUGAAAUCAGGAGUUACUAAUGUCACAAUUUUCUGUCUUGUUGGUAAUUUUUCCCUCAAAGGCUUGUAAUAAAUUUGUUUCACAUUAAAAGAA